AUAUUUGAAUCGUGUCCUUCUGCGUGGUUUUCUUUUUAACUCAUUUUGAUACAAAUUUUGACUCAGUAAUCAAAUAAUUAUUCAUUUAGCCUUGUGGUUUUCGAAAGCGCAGAAAUAACGUAAAAAUGUAAAAUUAUCACAAAACAAGCAUGUUUGCGGUUUCCAAAAAUAUCUUUCCAAUUUGAAAAGUGAUUAAAUCAAGGAAGUAAUUUUUCGCCGUGUUCAUUUCUCUCUGGUCGAGUGAAAAGUUGAGGAUGGGCUUGACCAGCUUGGUGCUUUUGACCCUGAUUUCCGCCAACCUCUGCUUGCACUCCGGACAAACGAGUCGGCCCGCGGUUUUCAGCCACAACAUUCAGACCAGGGCGGUCAAUUUGGGCAAUUGCGACGAGUUGCUUCGAACGCCGCUCGGAGAAGCGUGGAGCGCCGAGAAAAUCGACACCAGGUUUUUCCUCUUCAAAAGAAACUUGUUCUGGCCGGUUCAAGUCAAGGUUGGAUUUCACCGCGAGAGUGGCGAGUGGCGCAAAGGGUUGAGCAAGGUUUUGGGCAAACAGGAGACGAUUUUCAUCAUCCACGGUUUCCGCAACAGCGGCAGGGACGAGUGGGUCCGCAAAAUGGCCUCGGCGCUUCUCCGGGCCAAGGAGAAUUCUAACGUGAUCGCCGUGGACUGGCAAAACGGCGCGUCCCCGCCGUCGUUUUGGAACUACCUGAGCGCCGUUUCCAACACUCAGGUCGUGGGAAAGCAAGUUGCUGAGUUGGUUCGGCACUUGAACGAGCACUUGGGCAUUCCCCUGAGCGACUUCCACCUGAUCGGCCACAGCCUCGGCGCUCAGGUUGCCUCCUACGUGUCGCACCACCUCCGGGGCAAGGUCGGCCGCCUCACAGCCCUGGACCCGGCCAGUCCGUGCUUCAACCUGGUCAGCAACGAGCUCAGGGUGGACCCUGAGGACGCCGAGUUCGUCGACGUCAUCCACACGAACGGCAGGGACAAGUACAGCCUCGGCCUGAUGACCCCUGUUGGCGACGUUGAUUUUUAUCCGAACGGGGGUCAGGAACAACCUUCGUGCCAAAGAACCUCUCGUUCGCGCAGCAACCUUUGGUUGAAAGCAAAGCAAGUUUUUGACGUGGUGGCUUCGUCGAUUUGCAGCCACGCCUUGGCCGUCGAAUACUUCACCGAGUCCAUCUCGAGCAAGUGUCGUUUCUGGGGCAAACACUGGGACCUCCAAAAUCGAGGAAACGGAACGUGUCGCGGGAAACGGUGCGAGGCCAUUCCGAUGGGCUUUGAAAGCAACAAGUUUGCCGGACGCGGAACUUUCUACGUAAAGGUCGUCAACGCCACUCCCCAUUGUGGUCAGCAUAAUUAAUUAAAAUUACUCGGUUUUAUUUAAAAAAAAUGUCAGCCUUAAAAAACGCAGGCUAGAUUUUGGUGGGGCCAACAAUCUGGAUUUUAAUUACAUUUUUAUACCUCAAAUUUAAAUGAAUAUCUUUUUAGAUUUUAUCAGAACCUGUAAUUUUUCAGACUUCUAUAAUCUUAAUAGAAAGCUGAUCGACAACUCUAUUAAUGAAUGUCAUUUUAAUCUUAUUUGAUACGUUUGAUACUAAUUAAAAGUUUUGUGUUGUUCUUUUCUUCAUUUUUUUCAAUCCAUUCUUUUCUUUUAAUAAUUUUUCACACAUAGAGAUUUUUAUUUUGUUUCCUCAUUGAAUAAGGUCGCAGACCGUCACCGAAACUAGUGGAGCCUUUCUAUGUUAAAAAAAAAUUAUUUUUUCCAUCAAUAGUACACAUCUUGACGGGUUUCAAUGUCUGCAACACAAACAAUAUUAAUAUAUUAUUACCAUUUUUUUUUUUCAAUCACAUCUUUGUUUCGGGAAUGUACAGUUCUUGAAGUAACCUUUAAUUUAAUAAAACAAAAAAUGCAUAAUUUAUUUUAGUGCGAAAAAAUUCCAUUGCUAAAGAAAUUGAUUAGAUGUGAAAGAAACUUGAGGUUGGUAUGCAACCUGCUCGGCUUUCAAAGCGAGCGGGUUGCCUACCUUCAACUCUCGGAGGCGCCUGUUAAAUUUGUUUGUUUUUGCAGUAAGACAAGUCUAACAAGUUCAACUUCAAUUCUGAGAAAACGGUCAGAAUUUAUGAAAUAAACAUAUUGAGCCUUUUUUUUUAUCAAGAAACAACUUUGAUCUGGACAAAGCUUGUCUUGGGUUUCUUGCAUUCACAUAUAACUAACUUUGAAAAAAAAAUAUGAAAAUGGAAUAAAUUCAGAAAAUUAAAUUUAACUAAACGCUCUUUUGAGGAAUUCAUAAAAUGCCAAAGUGUCGAAGCUACAUAAUUUCUUUUAUUUGCUGUCUUCACUUCACAAAGCAAGAAAAAUUAAAUGCAUUAGAGCUAGAAUUUGAUUUUAUGAUAUUGUUAAAAUCCAACUUCAAAUUAUUGUGGCUCAAUCUUUAAAAAAGGUCGGUAUAUAAGCAAUUCGAGGUUAGUGGAAACAAACUUAGUUCUUAUAAGCUCGCUUAUUAUAAAACAACUAUGAUUUAAUUUUUACCACUCAAAGAAUGUGAUUCUUAUUAAAAAUAAUUCACUUCUUUUUAUUUAGUUUACUUAGAAAUUAAAAGUUCGAUAUAAUCUUUAAUUUUUAUUAAAAAAAUAGAUUUUGUAAAAUAAAACACGAAUGAGGACAAAUGCAUAGAGAAGAAAAGCCAAUUUCGAAUUAUAGCACCAUCGUGACUUUUUCAAUGGUUUGACAAAUUCGCUUGAAUCAAAAUCUUAUAUUGUAGCCACAAAGAAUUGCAACCUCGUCAAAGUAACUUAACAAUAUAUUUUUGUAAAAAAGUUCUACUAAAACAAAAAAAAAAAAUUGCUUGUGCCGUAUCAUUCCUUACAACAUUCAAAUAUUUGUGUCUCUUAAGUAGUAAUCUGAUUGCAUUUUCAAAGAAACUUUUCUUUAGCCGCCUCCAAAUUCGUUUCGCCCUCUGAAUUUUCCUCUGAAGCAUUGAUGCUUUUUUUGACGAACCAGUUGUAAAUUUCGACUUUCCCCAUCCGGCUCCUGCUUGACGCAAGAUGCAGCGCAGUUUCCUUGUAUUUGGUUUUCUUCUCGAUCAAUUGGGGAUUUUUCGCGUGCAAAUAUUCCAAGAGUUCGAGUUUAACGAACUGACGAAAAGCGGCAAAGUGCAUCACGUUAUACCCAUUUUCGUCCACGGCGUCCACCUCAACGCCUGCUUCUUCCACCAGCCACUUGCACGUGUCAAAUCUUCCGUAU
This is a messenger RNA of Neocloeon triangulifer, 3245 nucleotides long. Its product is annotated as pancreatic lipase-related protein 2-like. The coding region runs from base 255 to 1361 and encodes 368 amino acids. Gene Ontology annotation, molecular function: lipase activity. The record is from RefSeq and is a predicted model, not a curated record. NCBI's taxonomy places the organism in Eukaryota, Metazoa, Arthropoda, Insecta, Ephemeroptera, Baetidae. The transcript has 9 exons. Gene Ontology annotation, biological process: lipid metabolic process.